AUGUUUCGAAUCUUAGUGGAGACGGUGCUGACCCCAGAAUCGAAGGAGGAAGCUGUGGAUUCGGUAGGGGGCCUUGAGGCAGUUGAGGCUCCCAGCCCUGGUGGCGAACACUGGGAAAAAAAUGUCAACAAAAUUCUGGGGGAAGAGAAAGGUAACUCCUAUGUCCAGCGUCAACAUUUCAGGCAGUUCCGUUACCGGAGGUGCGCUGGGCCCCGCACGGUUUACAGCCAGCUUCACGAUCUCUGUUGCCAAUGGCUGAAGCCAGGAGAGCACACGAAAGCUGAGAUCCUGGACUUGGUGGUCCUGGAGCAGUUCUUGACUAUCCUCCCUCCCGACAUGAAGACCUGGAUCAGGGAAUGUGGCGCGGAGACCUGUUCCCAGGCGGUGGCCCUGGCCGAAGGCUUCCUCUUGAGCCAAAUGGAGGACAAGAAGCCGAAAAUCCAGGGUCUGUUUGUGGAUAACGAUUUCCCCCAAAUUAAGAAGGCGGUUCCCUCAGAUGAAGGACAGAGACAGUUCUUCAAGCAGAUCUUAGAGAACGAAGAUGCCGUAUUGCAGGGCAAUGAGAACUCCAUGGCGAGGGAUGUGUCUGCUUUUGUUUCUGAAGUGUUUCCUUCAGCUGAGCCCACUCUGGCUCCGCUGUCUUUUGAGGACGUGGCGGUGUAUUUCACGGAGGAAGAGUGUCCUCUCUUGAACGCAAGCCAGGUAGCCCUGCAACUGGAGGUCAUGGUGGAGAACUACCAAAACCUGAGCUUUUUAGGGAGGGGCACACGGCAGAAGGAGGAUGAGUCCCAAAGAAUCUCCUUAAAAAGAAGCAGAUCCACCCAGGAGGAACCGCAGAGCGAGGGAACGGAGGAUCGGCCAAAGUGCUUGAGAUGGGAUGAAUUCUCUCUUUCUGAAAGCCCUCAUUUCCAAGGUGUAACAGUGCCUCCCCAAAGAUAUCCGGCGAAUACAUCUUUAGCUUCGGCAAGCAGGAACUUUUCCAAAACUCCAAUCCAGGGAAAACUAACCACGAGAAACACACCCUUGGUUUCGAAGAGCGUGAAUUCUCCUGAAACGCUCAACCAUGGGAAAUUAGCUCCGAAACCGAGAAUGAAUACGUGUCCCAUCUGUGGGAAAAGCUUCGCUCAUAAGUCUCUACUGCAUGAACACGAAAAAAUCCACGCCAAGGAGAAACCUUUUAAAUGCUCCGAAUGUGGCAUAAGCUUCAGUCAGAUGGCAACCUUGACCUCUCACAAACGCAUCCACACGGGGGAGAAACCCUAUCACUGCUCGUCGUGCGGAAAGAGUUUCAGUCACAGCAUAACUCUCCAUUCUCAUCGAAGGAGCCACAAAAUUUAA
Messenger RNA from Protobothrops mucrosquamatus (brown spotted pit viper), 1338 nucleotides. RefSeq names its product zinc finger protein with KRAB and SCAN domains 5-like. The transcript is spliced from 5 exons. The coding region runs from base 1 to 1338 and encodes 445 amino acids. Gene Ontology annotation, biological process: regulation of DNA-templated transcription. The record is from RefSeq and is a predicted model, not a curated record. NCBI's taxonomy places the organism in Eukaryota, Metazoa, Chordata, Lepidosauria, Squamata, Viperidae.